CAGAGUGGGGAGAGGCGGCACAGCGGCCGCAGGCGCAGGCCGGAGCCAACAGCCGAGACGCGGGCGCGGCUACCGGCUGUAGCUCGGGCUCCAACAUGCGCCGCUCGGUGUGCCUGGCGCUGGUCGCGUCGCUCAUGCACGUGUCUCUACAAGGCGAGUUCCAGAGGAAGCUCUACAAGGACCUGGUCAAGAACUACAAUCCCUUGGAGAGGCCCGUGGCCAACGACUCGCAGCCGCUCACUGUCUACUUCUCCCUGAGUCUCCUGCAGAUCAUGGACGUGGAUGAGAAAAACCAAGUGUUAACCACCAACAUUUGGCUGCAAAUGUCUUGGACAGAUCACUAUUUACAGUGGAAUAUGUCAGAAUAUCCGGGUGUGAAGACAGUUCGUUUCCCAGAUGGCCAGAUUUGGAAGCCAGACAUUCUCCUCUACAACAGUGCUGAUGAGCGGUUUGAUGCCACAUUCCACACCAACGUGUUGGUGAACUCUUCUGGGCACUGCCAGUAUCUCCCUCCAGGCAUAUUCAAGAGCUCCUGCUACAUCGAUGUGCGCUGGUUCCCCUUUGAUGUGCAGCAGUGCAAACUCAAGUUUGGGUCCUGGUCUUAUGGCGGGUGGUCCCUGGAUCUCCAGAUGCAGGAGGCAGAUAUCAGCGGCUAUAUUCCGAACGGAGAAUGGGACCUCGUGGGGAUCCCAGGCAAGCGGAAUGAGAAGUUCUACGAGUGCUGCAAAGAGCCAUACCCAGAUGUGACCUUCACAGUCACCAUCCGCCGCAGGACCCUCUAUUAUGGCCUCAACUUGCUCAUCCCCUGUGUGCUUAUCUCCGCCCUGGCCCUCCUUGUCUUCCUGCUCCCUGCAGACUCUGGGGAGAAAAUCUCACUGGGGAUCACAGUUUUAUUGUCCCUCACCGUCUUCAUGCUGUUGGUGGCCGAGAUCAUGCCUGCGACAUCUGACUCAGUGCCCUUGAUAGCUCAGUACUUCGCCAGCACCAUGAUCAUCGUGGGCCUCUCCGUGGUCGUCACAGUGAUUGUGCUACAGUAUCACCACCAUGACCCAGAUGGCGGCAAGAUGCCCAAGUGGACCCGAGUCAUCCUUCUGAACUGGUGUGCCUGGUUCCUGCGCAUGAAGAGGCCUGGGGAGGACAAGGUGCGGCCAGCCUGCCAGCACAAGCAGCGCCGUUGCAGCCUGGCCAGUGUGGAGAUGAGUGCCGUGGCGGGGCCACCGGCCACCAAUGGCAACUUGUUGUACAUCGGCUUCCGUGGCCUGGAUGGUGUGCACUGCGCGCCCACCCCAGACUCGGGGGUCGUGUGCGGCCGCCUGGCCUGCUCACCCACGCACGACGAGCACCUGCUGCACGGCGGGCAACCCUCUGAGGGGGAUCCGGACCUGGCGAAGAUUUUGGAGGAGGUGCGGUACAUUGCCAACCGCUUCCGCUGCCAGGACGAGGGAGAGGCCGUGUGCAGUGAGUGGAAGUUUGCAGCCUGCGUGGUGGACCGCCUGUGCCUCAUGGCCUUCUCCGUCUUCACCAUCCUAUGUACCAUCGGCAUCCUGAUGUCGGCACCCAACUUCGUCGAGGCUGUGUCCAAAGACUUCGCUUGACUUGGUCCGGGCUCUCAGCCUCGAACAGGCCACGUCUUCAGCUUAGAGAGCCUUAGGAGGCUGAUCCCAAAGCAGCUUUAAACUCGAGGAUGUGGAUGUAUCCUAUUGCUGUCAAACAUGUCAGUUAGUUUCCUUGUUACUUUAAGUAAUGAGAUUGCAGCACAUUUUUGUUUAACCCUCUCAGAUGGGCCACGUGGUAUCCUUGGAGCAUCCUUAUGGUUGGCAGGACCACCGAGAGGUCAUUUUGCCCAUUUCCCCACUACCUGAUGAGCCCUUCAGACAGGUCUGGGUAGCUCGGGACUGGCUGCCAGGGGUGACCCGGGCAGUUGGUUUGCAUGCCUGCAUGUCCCUUGCCAUGAGGGCCUCCAUGGAAAUUCAAUAUCUGCUUUUGCCUGUGUACAAACCUAGAUUGAAGUUAAUCAUCUUAAUAAACCAUGCUCACUAAAUCCAUCCAGUAAUUGACUAGUGAAAGGAAACUCUAAACUGAAUUGAAAAACCCAAGUGCUGUUUUUUCUUGAAUCCAGAUUUUUACUUUUCUCUAUCAAAGACAGUAGAGAGAAACAGGCUCGUGUUAUUUCUACAUUUAAAAACAGAGACAGACAUAGUUGAUCUUGUAAAUCGUGCUUUUGCCAGCGCCAUUUCUACCAAGCUACCUUGUCAAGGGAAUCAUGAGGGACGCAGGUUGGUUGUAGAUUCUGAACCAGUCAAGUCAGGGGGCUUUCUGUAUAUCCCAGACAUUCUCAAGCUUUCUGUGCUAUCUCCAGACACUGCAGGGUUGCGUGAAUCUGUUCUGUUUGCCAAACCCAAAGGACAAGUAGAGUUCUCUUAGAAUUAUCACCUGGUGUAAUAAUAACUGAAGCUAAGUUAAGCCACCUAUGUGGGUUUUCUUUAAAGAAAAUAAUGCAUUUGAUGCUUCAUUUAUAUUAGAGUGGAUUAGUCUUAGAAAUUUAUGGAUCCAUGCAAAUGCACAACAAAAAGUCACCAAAGUAUUCUGUGCUUUUUCUCCAUGUGUCAGGGCAAGGAGGAGAGAUUGGGUCCCCUCUGGCCCCCCAUGUGGCAGGAAUUGAGAGGGGAUGGCAUAGCUGAUGGCUUACCUGGAUGACAAGUAGUGGUAGUGAGCAGGAGGGCCUGGUUUGGGGAGAUCUGCUUCCCCACAUCAUUCACCCCAGCUUCAGCCCAGAAAGCUGGCUGAGUGGGUGGAUUCACUGGAGAUGUGUGUUUUGAAAGCAAGGGAAACUAUUUUAAAUCACACUGGUGACAUGGUUCUCCACUUAGACCGUCUAGCUGACAACAGUCACCUGGCCUCUAAUGCCAUCAGAGGAAGGCACAAGAUCUCUCCUAUUCUUUUGCUUCAUCCAGUAACUCUCAGAGCUCAAAGAUGCAGAAGGCAUCUGAGCUCCUGGGGGGUCUUUGAUUUGCUUCUGACCCCUGAAGUGACUCCAUCAUAAGGGAAGAUUUGAUUUUUCAGAAUAAAGGAAAUUGCAUGCACUUCUCCAGCCAUUAUUUUUUUCACUCAUUUCUGGGUGAUACCAUGGAUUUGUGUGCACUGACGAAUAUGGCGUGUGUGUGUGUGUGUGUGUGUGUGUGUGUGUGUGUGCACGUGCGCGCGCACCUGGGUAUGCACUUUCAGAGAAGGCACCUGGUUUACAACAGGAAGGUUGAUAAAUAAGGGUGUUCCAACAUCAUGCCAUUUAGAGCAGGGUCAUCCUCUGAGUACAGAUUCUGUGUGUGAUGGAUGAACAAUGAACAAUCUUUCUUUCUUUUUCUAUUAAAGUGUCUUUAGAAACAGCUAGAAGUGUUUCAGUAUAUAAAGAGAAUGCUUCAUGUCUUAUUGCAUUUAAAAUUGUUCCUGACUACAUUUUGCUUUUUUUUUUUUUUAAGUAUGUUUUGCUUUAAAAAGCCUUUUUGGUUUUGUAUUUUAUUCAGAAAAACAUAAAAACACAGGAAAAAUGGGUUCAUUUUACCCCUCCCCACAGAUAACUACUCUGCCAGUUUAAAAAGGAAAAGAUGCACCCAUAGAAAGAAAAGUGUGAAGGGCUAAAAAUAAGGGUCCCCCGGAACCCCUCUUUUCUCUCCUCACAGGGGAGCACUAGGAGGCUUCUGGGAAGGGGCUGGUGUUUCCAGAAAGGAAGGAAGACAGAAGGAGAGAACUUCCUUUUAGUUCUGUUUCUAGCACACGUGCUGUGAACAGUACCCUACAACCUUGCUUUCCUCGCAUGGAGUUAAGAGAUCUUUUCAUAAUGAGUGAUAAGGAUCUACCUCAUUCUUAAUAGCUUCUUAGUGUUCCAUUGUCCCCAGCACUAUAAUUUCUUUAAUUAGUCUUUUAUCAGUGAACAUAUAGAGUAUUUCCUGUCUUUAUUUUUAUACACUGCCCUAUAAUCAGCAUCCUUGUACUUGGAUCAUGGCAUACAUUUGUGAUCAUAUCUUGAUAUCUACUCCAACUUGGAAAUGGGAGUUGUUGGAUUUAAGGUUAUGUGCAUUUAACACUUUUGUCCAUACUGUCAGAUUAUUCUUCAGAAAUUUAUCUGUGGAUACGCUUACCAAGAAUCUAAUGAAAGGGUCAAUUUCUCAGUUUUCUCAAAUGACUUUUUUUUCAGUCUGGUGAAAAGUGCUAUUGCAAUGUUAUGAUUUAGUUCACUUUAUUAUGAGUGAAGUUAACUUCUUUUCAAAUGUUUUCUGGUAAUUUCUUUUUAUAAAUAUAUGUCCUUUAAACAGUUUUGGCUUUUUCUUAAUUUAGCUAUUUUGAAACCUUUCUGCCUUAUGUCUUGAAAAUAUUUUUACUUGUCUUUUGAUGUUAUUUAUUGAUUUGCUUAUUUAUUGUCAUAUAUACAUAAAAAGUUAAAAAUUUAAAAAUUUAUGUUGGCAAUGUAUCCGUAUUUUUUUUGUUAGAUCCCAGAAUUUGUUUUCAAUUCUAAAAGGACUUCCCCAUUCUGAGAUUAUAAAUAAAUUUACUCAUAUUUUCUUCUAAAUCCUUAUGGUUUCAUUUUUAUAUCUUUACAUCUUCUAACUCCCAGGAAUUCAUUUACUGCAGGAAAUGGAGGUAAAGUUGUGUUUUUUCCCCUCCAAGUGGUCGGUCAGUUGCACCAACAAAAUAUAUAACAGUGCAUUUUGUUAUACAAUUAUAGUCUUUCCCCCAGUUUGUUCAAAAUGCCAACUUAUUUGUAAACUAAAUUCCUCUAAGUGUUUGGGUCUACUUUGGCUUUACUGAUAAGUUUCCCUAUGUCUCCCUUUAAUUUCUGAGGCUUCCUUCCUAUUAAUCUAACACACACACACACACACACAUACACACACAUACACCUUCUUAAAAAUUGGGAUCAUGAUGAAUUUAUAGAUUAAUUGUGUCUUCUUAUUCAAGAAUACCGCAAUCUAGGCUUGUAUUGAAAUCCGUUUUAUGUCACUUGCAGAGUUUUAUGGUUUUGUUCAGAUAGGUCUUAUGAAUUUAUUAUUGUCUAUUUCUAGAUAUUUUAUCAUUUGGCUACAGGUUUCAUUGGAGCAGUUUUUUUUACAUUUUAUAUUCUAACUGGAUGUAUAGGAAAGUAGUUGAUUUUUGUAAUCUCUGCGUCAUCAUCAAAUACCCUUAUUGUAAUUUCUUACUGUUUCCAGGAUUUUCUUUUGCCUUCCCCUUUCCAGUCAUUUCCCUUAUUUCUUUCUUUUAGUCAAUUGCCUUUGAGAACCUUGUUAAAUAAUAGUGAUUUGGGUGGCAUACCUGUCUUGUUCCUGACUUUAGUUGGGAGAGUUUAAUGUCUCACCAUUUAACUUGUAUGAAGAUGUGUAUUUUCCUUGUCAUAAUAAAAAGUUAUCUGUGUAUUCUCAAA
Molecule: messenger RNA, 5410 nt
Organism: Sus scrofa (pig)
Lineage: Eukaryota; Metazoa; Chordata; Mammalia; Artiodactyla; Suidae
Gene: CHRNA7
Product: cholinergic receptor nicotinic alpha 7 subunit
Biological process (GO): monoatomic ion transmembrane transport
Cellular component (GO): postsynaptic membrane
Molecular function (GO): transmembrane signaling receptor activity; acetylcholine-gated monoatomic cation-selective channel activity
Source: RefSeq, a predicted model, not a curated record